ACUCACAAAUCACAAUUCACAAUUCAGAAUUUCAAUUUUAAGUCGUCAGAUUGUAGUAAACUAGUUUAUUACUGUAUUAGUAAAAUAUUUUAAUUUAUAAUAAAAAUAUAAAAUGAUGUUUUGUUUCAUUAGUUAAUAAUUAUUUUUUUUUGUUAUCGAUUGCUUUUUGAGUAAUAGUCAUUUUCUACUCCUAUUCCAUUUGUUGAGUAAUUUUAUUUUACAAAAAUGUUAAUUAAAUAUUACUUGUGUUCAAUAUUAACGUUAAGCGUUGCUGCGUUCGCCAGUGCGUCCAAAGAGACUCUAGUACUACUCAACAAUUUAGUCAUCAAAGAGACACAUUCCAUUUUAUUUAACACACUCAAAGAAAGAGGAUAUCAUCUGACUUUCAAAUCAGCUGAUGACCCUACAUUAGUGCUUUCUAAGUAUGGAAAAUACUUUUAUGAAAAUUUAAUUAUUUUCGCUCCAACCGUCCAAGAAUUUGGUGGAUCUCUCAACAUUGAAACAAUUACUCAAUUCAUUGAUGACGGAGGCAAUGUUUUGUUUACUGGUGGUGUGUCUACUGGUUCUGCUUUGAGAGAGUUGGCUGCCGAAUGUGGUUUUGAAGUUACCGAAGAAAAUUCAUCUUUAAUUGACCAUUUGAAUUAUGAUGCCAGUGAUUCAGGAAAACAUACUUUGGUAGUAACCAGUUCAUCAAACCUAAUUAAAUCUGAAGAAAUUGUUGGAAAAAGUAAUGAAAAUCCACUGUUAUAUGAAGGAACUACAGUCAUUACAGAUCCAAAAAAUCCUUUAGUACUUCCUAUUCUUCAUGCGGAGUCUACGGCGUAUUCUUACAAACCAGACCUUCCAGUUAAAGAUUAUACAUUAGGAACAGGCAAAGAUUUAUUACUAAUUGCAGCUUUACAAGCAAGAAAUAAUGCCAGAGUUGUAUUUUCUGGUUCCUUGUACUUCUUUUCUGAUGUUGCUUUUAGGACUUCUGUACAAAAAGUUGAUGGAAAAACAUACAAUAUUUCUGGAAACCAAGAAGUUGCUUCAAACAUUGUUUUGUGGACAUUAAAAGAUAGAGGUAUGAUAAGAGUGAAGUCUGUAAAUCAUCAUAAAUUGGGCGAGUCGUCACCUCCACCAUCUUACACAAUUAUGGAUAUGGCUAUAUUUUUGGUAGAGUUGGAACGUUGGGAAAAUGGAAAAUGGAUCCCUCAUAACGCUAAUGAUGUUCAAGUCGAAUUUGUACGCAUAGAUCCGUUCUGGCGUGGAAAUCUUAAUAAUUUAAAAAAUGGCAAGUAUGAGUUCACAUUUAAAAUACCAGAUACAUAUGGAGUGUAUCAAUUUAAAGUAGAAUACAACCGCAUUGGGUUUACUGCAAUCAGAAGCUCCACCAUGGUGUCUGUAAUUCCACUGGAACAUACUCAGUAUGAAAGAUUUAUCUUAAGUGCAUAUCCAUAUUACUCAAGUGCUUUUUCAAUGAUGUUUGGUGUGUUUAUAUUCAGUUUUGUCUUCCUUCAUUAUCGAGAAGAUAAAGCAAAGGGAGAAUAAUUCAGACUGUUUAAUAUUAUAUUGUUUAACAUUACUCUUGAUAGAGAUAACUGAUAAUAAUAUUAUAAGUCCAAACUUAAAUAAUGUAUUAAUGAAUAAAUAUGUAAAUGUAUCUACUUCAAUUGAAAACAAAAUUCUGCACUUUAGCACCUACUGAUUUAAUUUUGUGAUUUUUUUUAUUAAAACAUCUUACUUAUAUCAGUUA
Messenger RNA from Myzus persicae (green peach aphid), 1735 nucleotides. RefSeq names its product dolichyl-diphosphooligosaccharide--protein glycosyltransferase 48 kDa subunit (gene Ost48). Bases 226 to 1530 code for a protein of 434 amino acids. Gene Ontology annotation, cellular component: oligosaccharyltransferase complex; endoplasmic reticulum membrane. The record is from RefSeq and is a predicted model, not a curated record. Lineage: Eukaryota; Metazoa; Arthropoda; Insecta; Hemiptera; Aphididae. The transcript has 8 exons.